GUAAGAGUACAUAAUUAAGCGUAAAACUAAUACGGUUUCGGAUACUUAGGACCUAUAGUAGUAGUCCGUUUGUUGGAGCAAAAAUCUGGGCGGAGAUGAGCAUUCGAACUGGAGAACUCGCCGGAGAUGAUAUGUUCGGAGCGGCAACUAUUGCCGCCGGUGAACUUUACAGUUUUCGCGACAACUAUUUCCCUAUAAGUCCAGAGGAAAGAGUUUCCAAAUUGCAAAGCCAAUCUGAUCUGGCUCUUCAAAUCCUCGAUACAAUCCCUAUAGAAAAGAGGAAAUUGCCACUUCAACGUGCAACAUAUGAGUAUCUAAGAGGAAAAAUACUGGAUGUAGUUCCUGUAUAUAAGAAGGAAGCUGAGGAUCAUCUCUCCAAAGCUGUUAAGUUGAAUCCAUCUUUUGUGGAUGCUUGGCUGUGCCUAGGUAACUGCAUUUGGAAGAAAGGAGAUUUAAAUGCAGCUAAAAACUGCUUUACAUUUGCCCUUAGCAAGGUGGGUCCAAAUAAGAAUAUUCUAUGUCAGCUAUCAAUGCUUGAAAGAAAACUGGCUCAAGAUGCUGAAAAUCCAGAAGAAAUUGUCGAUGAAAGCAUCAAACAUGCCAGGGAAGCGAUCACUUUGGAUGUCAAGGAUGGAUAUUCUUGGUAUAACCUAGGAAAUGGAUUUCUCACUUCUUUUUUUGUGACUGGAGCAUGGGACCACAGUAAGCUUCUACAGUCAUUAAAAGCUUACCAGAAUGCUGAGAGAGAUGAAAAAAUGAAGUCAAAUCCUGAUCUGUACUACAAUUGUGCCACUGUGAACAAAUAUCUGGAGAAUUAUGAGAGGGCCCUUACUGGAUUUGAAGCUGCUGCGUUAAUGGAUCCUGGUCUUAAUGCUAUGGAGGAUGCACGAAUGAUGGUUCUGCUUCUUGAGAAAUUAGACUAUUUGCUUCGGGGUCAGAUUAAGGCUAAGCGGCUUUCUUCCCUAUCAUCAUCUCUUGCGACAGUUGAUUUGAGCCAUUCAUACAAAAGAGCAACCAUGGAUCUCCUAUCUGAAGGUCUUAAUAAAGGAAUUGCAAUCGCAGGAAAGGUUUUGUUCUUUGCUAAGAACGAGAGUUUAGCUCCAUUGUACUAUGUGCUAUCUGAUUCCAAUCACACAUCUUAUGUAAUUACGGUGUAUGGUAUUCGGAAUGAUGCUAUUAAAGAAGGAGAUCAAGUCACCUUAUUGGAGCCUUUCUACCGUUUUGUUGAUUUUACUUGGAAAGGAAAGCAUUACCAGUUCAAAUCAGUACGAGUGGAUUUUGUGGAACAAGUUCUUGUAAAUGGAAAAUGUUUGUCUCCCCAUCACGCAGCUCGUACGUCAAUCUAUGCGCAACUCAAGGCAUGAGGAAUCUAUAAUCUUCUCUUGUAAAUCAGGAUUUUGGAUGACAUGUUUUUCACGGAGAAGGGACUUCGCGUAUGUUAUAACUUCACUUUCGAACACUAGUUUAUCAGUUAAACUUUUGAAGAAGAGAAAGGCAAAACAAAAAAAAAAACUACUUUUGAUAUCUAACCAGGUGUGAGGUCUAGUGAUCUAAUUGCACAUAUUCCAAAUGGAGGAAGUAACUAAUGGCACUUGAAGAAAGAACACUACAUUGGUAUGUAGCAAUCCGUAUAGGCUAUCAAUUAGUUUUGGGAACUCAUAUGGCAAGUCAAUUUUAACAAGGUGGAGAGUUGAUUAGAUUCAUUUUCUUAUCCCCUACAUGUGUCUUGGUUGUAUUGUAUAACUAGUUAAAGAAUGUACACUAUAUCUUGAACCUUUAUUCGGGCAGCGAUUGAGUUUAAAAAAAAGACUCGAUCUUGAUACA
Messenger RNA from Lycium barbarum (goji berry), 1824 nucleotides. RefSeq lists its product as uncharacterized. The coding region runs from base 96 to 1364 and encodes 422 amino acids. NCBI's taxonomy places the organism in Eukaryota, Viridiplantae, Streptophyta, Magnoliopsida, Solanales, Solanaceae. The transcript is spliced from 14 exons. Gene Ontology annotation, molecular function: protein binding. The record is from RefSeq and is a predicted model, not a curated record.